AUGUCUAAGAAGUCACUUUCUCAAUCUUUAGAUCAGAAGAUCUAUGAUCUUGUUCAUAAUCUUCUUGAUGAGCAAACAAAAGAGAAGCAGAAAGUCUUUGCAGAUGGUGAAGAUUUGGAUCCAUUUGCACAUCUAGCAUUGGCUAAAGAUUUGAAAACCUCACAAGUCCUCGAAUACGUUCAAAGAAAAGACUUCAAGCUCAAGAGGAUGAAAAGAGUUACGUUAGAGAAGGCAAUAGAAGCAGUACUACAAGUCUGUAAAGAUGACGAGAAGGAAGAAUUUGGUGAUAUUCUUGGUAAUGUGGACGGCAAAGACGAUGAUGUGAAUAUAAAAGACGCCGCGAAAAUAGAUAGUGAUCUCGAGGUAGAAGAUGAACAGAACUUAAUGGAAGUCAAAGAUACCAACAGUUUGAAUAAAUCAGUUGUUUCGCUUUGGAAUAUGAACAAUAAGGAGGACAAAGAAGAGACUGAGACCGAGGAAGUGAAUGGAACCGGAGCAAGUUCAACAAAGAAAAGAAAUAAAGAAUCAACCAAGCAGGUUAUCAAAAGGCCCAAGAAUAAAAUAGAUCAUACUCCCCCAGCGGCCAGUCUAUCAUCAUUGGGUGGUCUUACCAGCAUAGCAACUCGCCUCAAGGAACUCAUUUUCUUGCCAAUACAACAUCCUGAAAUCUUUUCAUCUUUGGGAGUGGAGCCUUCAAGAGGGGUAUUAUUGUAUGGUCCUCCGGGUUGUGGUAAGACAACUAUUGCAAAUGCAGUUGCCGGUGAAUUACAAGUUCCAUUUUUCAACAUUUCUGCCCCUUCCAUUGUUUCUGGUAUGUCAGGUGAAUCUGAAAAGAAAUUGAGAGAUAUAUUCGAAGAAGCCAAAUCAAUGGCUCCUUGCAUAAUAUUUAUGGAUGAGAUUGACGCAAUUACCCCCAAGAGAGAUGGUGGGGCACAAAGAGAAAUGGAGAGAAGAAUUGUUGCUCAAUUGUUAACCCUUAUGGAUGAUAUUACCUUAGAGAAAACGGGAGGUAAACCUGUUAUUGUCAUCGGUGCCACCAAUAGACCCGAUUCCUUAGAUACUGCUUUGAGACGUGCUGGUAGAUUUGAUGCUGAAAUUUGCCUUAACGUUCCAGAUGAAGAUCAAAGGUGUUCUAUUCUUCAGGCUAUGACGGAAAAUUUAAAGAUUGAUAGAGGUGAAAGUGAUAGUUUUAAUUUUAGGGAAUUGGCAAAAUUGACUCCGGGCUUUGUAGGAGCAGAUUUAAAGAGUUUAGUCACGGCAGCAGGAACGGCUGCUAUUAAAAGAAUCUUUGAGACUUUGAGUGAACUUGAAGAAGAAGGUGAGCCAGCAUCUGCAUUAGUGUUAAAUCCAAGCUCAGUAGAUGACGGCAUGGAUAUAGAUAGUAAUGUGGCAAUUUUAAAUUCUGCAGUUUCCACAUUCCAACAAAAGUCCGAGGUUGAGAAGCUUUCCACUAUUGAAAAGUUUUUAGCUAAGCAUACUAACCCGUUAACUAAUGAUCAAUUGGGACCAUUGUCAAUCGUUUAUGAUGAUUUUAUAACUGCAUUGCCAUCUAUUCAACCAACAGCAAAGAGAGAAGGAUUUGCAACUGUACCGGAUGUUUCCUGGGCCAAUGUUGGUGCUUUACAUCACAUCAGAAUGGAAUUACACAUGUGCAUAGUUCAGCCUAUUAAAAAACCAGAACUCUACGAAAAAGUUGGAAUUACAGCACCUGCGGGAGUUCUCAUGUGGGGUCCGCCAGGUUGUGGUAAGACUCUUUUAGCUAAGGCUGUUGCUAAUGAAUCAAGGGCUAAUUUCAUAUCUGUUAAAGGUCCGGAAUUGUUGAAUAAGUACGUAGGUGAGUCAGAGAGAGCAGUCAGGCAAGUAUUCCAAAGAGCCAGAGCGUCAGUUCCAUGUAUUAUAUUCUUUGAUGAAUUGGAUGCUUUAGUACCCAGAAGAGAUACUUCAUUGUCUGAAUCUUCAUCGCGUGUUGUCAACACUUUGUUAACAGAAUUGGAUGGAUUAAAUGACAGAAAAGGUAUAUUUGUAAUUGGUGCAACAAAUAGGCCAGAUAUGAUAGAUCCUGCGAUGCUUAGACCAGGAAGACUUGACAAGACUCUCUACAUAGAACUUCCAACUGAGCUGGAAAGAUUUGAAAUUUUGAAGACCUUAAUUAAGUCUACCCCAGUGGACAAAUAUGUCGACCUUCAACAAAUUGCAAAGGAUGAGAAAUGCCGUAACUUUUCAGGUGCUGAUUUGUCUUCCUUGGUUCGUGAAGCUAGUGUUAGUGCAUUGAAAAAGAAGUUCUUCAGGGGCCAAAAAAUUAGUGAAUUAGAUGCAUCUGGGUUCUAUUCUGACUCCGACAAAGUUAAAGAUGAUAUCGAAGAUUCUGUGUUGGUAACUAUGGACGACUUUAGAUCUGCGCUUGGAAGCAUUCAUCCAAGUGUGACUGAUAGAGAUAGACAAAAGUACGAGAAACUUAACAAGAGAAUGGGUUGGACUAUUAUCCAACAGGAAGUUGAUGACGAGACUAAAAAGGAACAAGAGGCUACAUAG
Dujonia railenensis is the source of this 2532-nucleotide messenger RNA. NCBI's taxonomy places the organism in Eukaryota, Fungi, Ascomycota, Pichiomycetes, Serinales, Debaryomycetaceae. The record is from the annotation of a GenBank genome assembly.